AUGGACGGUUUCCCUCCCAUGCCGGCCGAGAUUACUCGUCUCGUCGCCAUCGAAACUCUAAGGGCCCGCGGUAUCAAGCGCGCUCUGCGCCUACGCCGUGUCAACCGCUCGUGGGACCACGAGAUCGUGGGAGCAAUAGUCGAAUCAGGAAUCCUCGAGGAAAACCCCCGAAAGAAGGCUUAUUGGACUCCCCUCAAGGCCAAGUACAUCAUGCACAAGCUGCAACAGCGCGAAGGCCUACUAUCGCGAGGGCUCCGCAUCCUACGCAAGGCUGCGCAGCAUCUCGUGGCCCUUCGAACAGGCAAACCAGAAUUCGAGACUCGAGAGGAGGUCCAGGAAGUCCUCUGGGAGUUUUGCAAGGUCACGCAGGAAUUCUCCCGAGAUACCGAGGAUUCGUGGUUUGAGGUGCCUGAAGAGAUGGAACCUAUCGAUGACUCGGACGAGGCUUUCAGAGGAGCUCUGGUUGCCGGCGCGGUCGCGUUGAAUGACCUGCAUCUCCUCCAGCAAGUGCUUCCGUUAGUGCAAGGCCAAGAAAGCCGGCAUUUGAUCUACAUGACAACGGAGAUGGAAGAUUGGGUGCUUGGCUGGCCGCUAGAUAUUGCGGCCUACAGAGGUCACGCUGAAGCGCUGCGCAUGCUGUUUGAUGUUCUGCAACACAGCUCGGGACUCAUGAAUGCACGUUUAACUGCGUUGGAGUGUGCGAGCGCAGGCAGUCAGAUCGAGACAGUCAAGCUCUGUCGAUAUCCCCUUGGCUAUUCAACUUGCGACUAUCCAUACGAGCAUUUCCUGUCAGAUAUGGAAAAGAAAACCCCUGAAGUAUUCGACUGCCUCUAUGAGUGGCGCAAAGACAACUUACUCAAGCAACAUUAUAACUCUUGGGAAAUCUGCGAUGCAGAACACGCGCGGUCAGAACUUCGACGUCAGGCAUACUGCCGCGCCACCUCAUGUGGCAACCUGCCGAUGAUGAAGUACCUCGUCAACCACCACGGAGUCCCGCCCAAGCUUGAUGAUGAACGUCCCGAUGACCAAGACACAUUCCAAACAUGGAUGAGCGUUGUCGCAGGCGGAGGGUACGAAGAUGUUUUGGAGUUUUUGCUGGAAAAUGGGCAAGUGAUCAGCUCCCGAUCACUCGAGUAUGCUUGCCGCCACGGAAAUCCCGCUUGUGUGAGGAUUCUCCUCGAACACGGCGCCAAAGACUAUUUCAGACCAGGGAGUGCUCUGCUCGAGGCCGUCAAGGGAGAACAUGAACAAGCGUUGCGUCUGCUGGAGUCAGACGGUCAGGUGGACGAGGAUCACAGGAAACAAGCGCUGGAACUCGCAGAGAAAGAAGGGUUGGAGUCAAUGGCUCAGCUCAUCAAGGAGUACAUGUAG
This is a messenger RNA of Colletotrichum graminicola M1.001, 1371 nucleotides long. RefSeq lists its product as uncharacterized. Lineage: Eukaryota; Fungi; Ascomycota; Sordariomycetes; Glomerellales; Glomerellaceae. Gene Ontology annotation, molecular function: protein binding. The transcript is spliced from 2 exons. Bases 1 to 1371 code for a protein of 456 amino acids. The record is from RefSeq and is a predicted model, not a curated record.